AUAAUUUUUUAACCUGUGAAGUACUAGUUUUUAAAGUUUAUAAACACAACCAAACAAAAUCCACAAUGCAGGCCAACAAUGGUUUUAUUAAGAGCACCAGUUUCAUACCCGUAAAAAUCUAUCAGUCGGUCAGUUCGCUAUAUAUGACCUGCAUAUCGAAGUUGCCACGGGACUCCAUUCAGCCGGAGUGUGAUCAGGGCUUGGUGAUCGAACAGGCACUGGUUUCGUCCGUGGAUUCGACUCUUCGUCCUUUGGACUACCAGAAAAGGCAGCGAGAGGCGCGUAAGAUUCUUCUGAAAUCUCAGGAGAAUCUCCUGAAACUCAUGCACCACAGCCAGAUACUUACGGAUUCCGAGAGUAACCUCACAGAUGACGACGAAGAUGCGAAGUGCAGGGAGCCAGUGCGUCUCAAGUCGACUAUAUUGCUAAACGAAUACCGAAAACUGUACGAAGCGCCAAAACAAACUAAACUUGAUUAUAUCGUAUCUAUUGAGGAAAUUGUUCAAAAUUUAUGGCUUAUACUACGGCUCUUGAUUGUGGCUUGCAGCGUAUAUGCUUUGAUACAUCACGACUAUUUUCUAUCGAAGAUCGGCAAAACGUAUCUUUGAUUCGAAUUGUGGCGGCGAAUGCGGUGACCAAAACAAAAUCCAGUAAAUCGUAUAAAGACCGGGAAAAAUUGAGGAAAUACCGCUUAUGUAAAGUAGAAUAUCCGCUGGCAGGCGAACGGAAGGCGAGGUGCGAAAACAAUAAAAAGCGGACGGAAGUGGACAGCGACGGAAACCGAACGAAUGCCACAUAAUAGAUGGAUAUACUGUAAUCCCAAAGACCAAUAGACCGGCUACCGGGCAUUUGGAGUCUUCUGUCCGUUGCCAAUUUGUCGAAAUGCUUUUUCCGCUUUUCCGGCACGGCGCCGCAAUUGAAUUUCGUUUCGUAAAGGAAAUGACUUAACCAAAAAACCAAAUCUCUUUUAUUUCAUCCAUCUUCAAGUGGCUCAGGAAGCUCCAUAGGAUGGGUUUUCAAUUGCACAACAACAACGCAAGAAAAAAGAGCUCCAGAGCAAUGUUAUAUUUUUUAAUUAGUUCAUUGCCUGCACUGGCGCGAUAUUUCCCACGAAACUUCAUCUGUUCAUGGGGUAAACAAAUGAAGUGAAUCAACAGAAAAAGAAAAAAAUGGGGAAAAACAAGCUGAAAAUACAGAAUUAUGAAAAGAGUUUUCGAAGCCACAC
This is a messenger RNA of Drosophila mauritiana, 1225 nucleotides long. RefSeq lists its product as uncharacterized. Bases 66 to 608 code for a protein of 180 amino acids. The transcript has 3 exons. Lineage: Eukaryota; Metazoa; Arthropoda; Insecta; Diptera; Drosophilidae. The record is from RefSeq and is a predicted model, not a curated record.